AUGGAGAAAGCAAACCAGUCUGUGGUGUCCGAGUUUAUUCUUCGUGGACUUUGCAAUUCAACAGAGAUCCAGAACUUCCUCUUACUGCCAUUUUCUACACUCUACCUGAUGACUGUCCUGGGCAACCUUCUAGUUGUGCUCUUAAUCAUCACUGACUCUCAUCUCCAUUCCCCAAUGUACUUCCUCUUAGCCAAUCUCUCAUUUGUUGACUUCUGCCUUUCCUCAGUAACCACCCCUAAACUGAUCACAGACUUCAUAAACGAUAAUAAAACCAUCUCCUUUGGGGGUUGCAUGAGCCAAAUCCUCUGUGUACAUUUUUUUGGAGGGGGUGAGAUGGUACUGCUUGUGUCAAUGGCCUAUGACCGUUAUGUGGCCAUCUGCAAGCCACUCCAUUACUCCAGCAUCAUGGACAGAAAAAAGUGCAUCUGGCUAGUUUUGAUAUCAUGGAUGAUUGGCUUUGUGCAUGCCAUGAGUCAACUAGCUAUGAUUUUGGAUCUUCCCUUCUGUGGACCCAGAAUAGUGGACAGCUUUUUCUGUGAUAUCCCUCUGGUGAUCAAAUUAGCCUGCAUAGACACUCGCACUCUGGGAAUAUUGAUAAAUGCUGACAGUGGGGCCUUGGCUAUCACUUGCUUCAUCCUCUUGCUGAUCUCCUACACCUACAUCCUGCUAACUGUUCACCUUCACUCCAAGGAUGGGGCAUCAAAGGCACUCUCUACCUGUACUUCCCACAUCACAGUGGUGGUGUUGUUCUUUGGACCCUGCAUCUUCAUCUAUCUGUGGCCACCUAGCAUCACUUGGGUGGACAAGUUUCUUGCUGUGUUUUACACAGUAAUCACACCUCUCUUGAAUCCAGCCAUUUAUACACUGAGAAAUAAAGAGAUUAAGAAUGCCAUAAAGAGAUGGAUAAGUCAGCAUAUGUAUUCAAGGGGUAAUUUUUAG
Hippopotamus amphibius kiboko is the source of this 939-nucleotide messenger RNA. Its product is annotated as olfactory receptor 4K3-like. The transcript has a single exon. Gene Ontology annotation, biological process: G protein-coupled receptor signaling pathway. The coding region runs from base 1 to 939 and encodes 312 amino acids. Gene Ontology annotation, molecular function: olfactory receptor activity; G protein-coupled receptor activity. Lineage: Eukaryota; Metazoa; Chordata; Mammalia; Artiodactyla; Hippopotamidae. The record is from RefSeq and is a predicted model, not a curated record. Gene Ontology annotation, cellular component: membrane.